Molecule: messenger RNA, 1158 nt
Organism: Caenorhabditis briggsae
Lineage: Eukaryota; Metazoa; Nematoda; Chromadorea; Rhabditida; Rhabditidae
Gene: Cbr-acbp-5
Product: Protein CBR-ACBP-5
Exons: 7
Coding region: 1-1158 (385 amino acids)
Molecular function (GO): protein binding; fatty-acyl-CoA binding
Source: RefSeq, a predicted model, not a curated record
AUGUCCUCGCCAGCCGAUCGAGUCAAAAACUUGCUCGCCGAAGCGAUAAAACCAGAGAAACUGAACGUCGUAGACGAAAGUGGAGGAUGUGAAGGAUUCAAGUUCCGAAUUCUGAUUAUCGCUGAAGCUUUCGCAGGGAAAAGAACCCUUCAGAAUCACCGAAUAGUUCAAGAAGCACUGGCUCCGAUUAUGAAGGAAACACAUGCAUUGACAAUCUGCGCAUACGCACCUGAAAAGUGGAAUCAGAUGACUACAGAGGAUCGUGAAGUCCAUGGUCUCUCUGCUUCUUCCACACUGUCACUUUCAGGAAAUUCAGGCAAUAUGUUCAUUGCGUGGGCUGUUUCUGCAUUUCAGAACAAAACAGCAGACGAUGAUGACGAAGAAUACGUUGAAUUCCCAAUCGAUGUACGAUUGGAACAGAAAUUCCAUUCUGCGUCGGCACGAUUAGUCGAGUUGCGAUUCCAGCUCGAUAAGAAGAUUCUGCUGAAAUUUUACGGAUUAUACAAACAAGCGACAUCGGGGCCUGCAGAUCCGAAGGAUGGACCGCACUGGUAUGAAACGGAAGCGCGAGUGAAGUUCAACGAAUGGCUUGGACAUCGAAAAAUGAAUCGAGCGAUUGCGAUGGAAAAGUAUUGUGAACUAUUGCAAGAGAUCGAUGAGCAAUGGAAUCCGGAUGUCGAGGGUCCCAAACAAACUUGGAACAAAGUUCCCAGUACUAUGGAAACAAUUGAGCCAGAAAUGUUCGAUGACGUUGUGGUGAAAACUCCGACUCGAUUGGAAACUGAAGAGGAGAAGGAAUGGUUUGCGGCGAUGAGAGAGAAUAAUAUUCAGGCAAUGCAAAGGCUUCUUGAUGCGAAUCCCGAAAUCAUCGAAGCUAAGGAUCAACAUCUGGGGAUGACUGCGUUACUUUGGUCUACUGAUCUUGGCUGUGAACGAUCUUUCAUGUGGCUUCUGGACGAAGGAGCUAAUGUGCAUGCUGUUGAUGAAUGCCUUCAGACACCACUUCAUUUUGCCGCUCAAUGUAGUCGUCCGUUCUUCGCCGAACUUCUUCUUCAGGCUGGAGCCAACGUGAAUGCACUCGAUUCGGACGGUCUGAUUCCUGCCGAAUGUUGCGUCGACGAGGAACUCAAACAGAAACUGACUCCGUGUCUCGAUUAG